AUGCCAAACUCUCCCCCGCCUCCCACCUACGAGGAGGCGGUGCUUUCUUCUGUAGACCCCCAUCUUAGACAGAACCACACCACCCACAAGAAGACCCACUCACCGACAAGACAAACAGCAGACAACCCAGCAGAUGCACCCAAACUGGGGUUGUCAUUUCAAACAUCGAUCCAUCCGUUGCUAACUUACACCCAGGCAGACGGUACAUCCCAUUCUUGUGUCUUAGAUAUACCUCUUGAUACAGACUUGACAACUGAAUCGGAUAGUCAAAAUUAUAUGAACGCCCCAGCUAUUAUAAUCCACAGUGCUAUAUCCACACCCGGAGAUGAUGAGUCUAAUUAUUUCGACAAAUUUAAUUCGAACAGCAAAAACAGCCUGGUAAAAGAACAGCAAACAGCUCAAAGCGAAAAACAAAACCAAAAAUCUCCAUCUUUUUCAACGAGUAAUCAAGAAACUGGAAAUUUCACAAACGCGGAUAUUGAGCUUAACAUUUUUGACAGAACUAAGAAAGAUAAAAAUGGCGCGGGAGUUUCAUAUGAAACAAUAACUAAAGAUCAUAGCUCAGUUAUUCACAGCAGUGAUGGUAGGGAUUGCAAACGCGGUAUCACAGAGGCUUGUGUGGAAUGCAGAAAAGCUAACGGAGUCAACAGGAAGAGCUCAGUCACUUCAGAUAUUGCCAGGUUUAGAAACGCUAACACAGAAAUCAUUUGUAUAUCUAAGAAUGGAACCCGACCCCCCAGGUACUACAGCCAGGACUCUUUAAUUAAAAGACCUCAUCAACCAGGCUGUUUACCACAGAACGAAUUAUCCAACAGUGUGGAUGAAGAAUGGUGCCAAAUGGAUAGAAUCCACGCUGAUAGUUUCUCGUCCGCGCGAAGUAUGCGACAAAGAAGCGGCACUUUAGAUUAUACCUCAGCGCCUUUUAAGCAACAAUUUAAACAGAGUUCUGAAAGGACAAGUAGUACAUUUGUUAUAAUGCCGGCGCGAAGCAACUUUUCAAAAUCGUAUACCGAUUUAUCAAGUAGACAUCAAGUGGCUUAUCACAGGGAGAGUUACUGCGGUCGAAAUAUUUACAAGUGCCCAAGAUGCCAUAGUUCGUCUUCUACCCGCGACUCUCGGUGCCAAAUCGCGGCAAAACCGCACAAACAGCACAAUUUAUCGAGUAGUCGCAUCAACCGUAGUGUUGAAGAAAAUCGCAUAAGCAAAAUUCACCUACUUCCUGAAGCGAGAAACGGACAUGGCACAAGAGGAAUUCGAAGUGUUAGUGUAGGCGAUGUUCGUAUGCGAGACGGGACAGACGAUUAUGAGUGGAAAGAUGGGAAGGUUCAGCUGAAGAAUGGGAAGAUCUCGCACGGAGAGAGUGUCCGAUAUGUCUGGAAAGAUGGACACGUGGAGAAGAUCACAUCUGAUGCGAAUAAUGAAGACACCCAAGUGGAGAUUCUAGAAGCUUCAGAUAGCAAGACCUGUAGCAAGAUUAAUCCUGUAUUCGUCUGUGUGUUUCUGCUGGCUGUCAUUGCUGUUGUCAUCAUUAUACCAGUCUACUUCUCUAGCUGA
Molecule: messenger RNA, 1554 nt
Organism: Candidula unifasciata
Lineage: Eukaryota; Metazoa; Mollusca; Gastropoda; Stylommatophora; Geomitridae
Source: the annotation of a GenBank genome assembly